Macadamia integrifolia is the source of this 1891-nucleotide messenger RNA. Its product is annotated as reticulocyte-binding protein 2 homolog a-like. Gene Ontology annotation, molecular function: microtubule binding; protein kinase activator activity. Gene Ontology annotation, cellular component: nuclear microtubule; mitotic spindle. Gene Ontology annotation, biological process: activation of protein kinase activity; regulation of mitotic spindle organization; mitotic spindle assembly. The record is from RefSeq and is a predicted model, not a curated record. The transcript has 8 exons. Bases 145 to 1686 code for a protein of 513 amino acids. NCBI's taxonomy places the organism in Eukaryota, Viridiplantae, Streptophyta, Magnoliopsida, Proteales, Proteaceae.
AUUUUUCACCCAUCCAUUGCGCCUCUUCAUCACCCCUCAGGCCUUCACGAAAACCCAAACUCCAAGGGAAUCCAAAAUUGCUCCUCCGGAACCUUCCACUCUUCUCGCCCCCGAAGUCUCCCGUUCCAAUUACGAAGCAGAUCCAUGGCGACUCCUGCAAAAGAUAAACAUACAUCUCGAUUCAAUGCUUCAGGGGCCGAGAAUUCGAAUCCGAAUCUCUCGAGCAGAAGUCCUCUGCAGAAAAAAGCAGAAUCUCCGGUUAUCAAAUCGUCCAAAUCGAAGAAAUCUGCGCCAAAACUUUCUUAUCAGAUCGUUUCUCCCCGCACCAAGAUUCAAGAAAGGAAAUUCGUAGUAGCCAAGAAGAAGCCGAAGGCAACCACUUCUGUAGUCGUUUCAUGCAAAUGUAAAGUGAAGAUGGGAGGUGAUCUCAAGAAAUGCCCUUGUAUUGCUUACGAGAACCUCAGAGCGUCUCAGGAAGAGUUUUUCAGAAAUGAACAGGAUAUUGAUUUUGAGGAGUCACAGGCGAUUGCCGAAGUUGAACAGGAGCAGAAGACUGAUGAAAACUUCGAGACUACUGCAGAUUCACUGGAGAAAUCCAUGGAAGGAAAUGAGUCUUCACCGAAUGGAUCAAUUAACUACGAUCAGGAAGAGUUUCCAAAUGAAAUGGGUAGUUCGAAGAUCAAGAGGAGGAGAGAAAGAUUGCUAGAAGCAGCCCGAAGCAGUAUCCCUGAAGCUGGCUCUGGAAGAGUUAAGCACAUGGUCAAAGCAUUUGAGAGGAUUUUUUCAAUUCCAAGAUCUAAUGACACAAAGGAGAACGAAGAGGAAGAGAACGGAGGUAUAAAGAAGCCAACGAAGUGGGCAUUACCAGGAUUGCAACCUAAGGCCUUAGAAACAGAAGCUUCUCCAUCUUCUGUCAGUCCAUCAGAGCUGUUCUUCACAUCAGAGAAUUUCGGUUCAGAUUCUAGGGUUUCCUCUUCGUCAGACAGCAGCCAAGGAAGCUUUACUUUCACAAGCAGAAAGUCUGAGGAAGGCGGAGCCCGAAGGAACAGGAGCAGGCGAAACAGCUCUGAAUCCUCGGCAUCAUUUGGUGGAAAAAAGUGGAAGAAGAAACAGCUCAAAGUAACCAGUCAACAACCAUUUAAACUAAGAACAGAGCAAAGGGGGAGGUUUAAAGAGGAAGAGUUUCUCAAGAAGAUGCAGGAGAUGAGUAUACAGGAGGAGAGACAGCGGAUACCAAUUGCACAAGGCCUGCCAUGGACAACAGAUGAACCAGAGUGCUUGGUGAAGCCUCCAGUGAAAGAAAGCACAAGACCUGUUGACUUGCAGCUACAUAGUGAUCUGAGAGCAGUGGAACGUGCUGAAUUCGAUCAUCAUGUUGCUGAGAAACUGAGCUUUAUUGAGCAGUAUAGACUAGAGAGGGAAAAACAACUGAAGUUGGCAGAAGAAGAAGAGAUUAGGAGGCUGAGAAGAGAACUCGUCCCGAAAGCUCAACCCAUGCCCUACUUUGAUAGGCCUUUCAUACCAAGAAGGUCACUGAAACACCCAACCGUUCCUAAAGAGCCAAAGUUCCACAUUCCCCAGCACAAGAAAAUCAAAUGCAUGUCAUGGAAUGAUAUGAACAUGAACAUCUAUACGCACCAACUAUGUGAGAGCUACAAGAGAGAAAGGAUGAACGGCGAACAAUGAAAGAGAGAGACAUUAGAAGGAGAUGUUCAGAUUUUCCUUGCUCCUCCCUUCAGAAAGAGCAUCAAUUUUUGUCUUUCCUUGUCCAUUUGUAAGCAAUGAAAAUAAUUUCAUUUGUUAACACUAAUGGUAAUAUUGCAACAGGAAGCUUGUGUUGCCUUUAUACAAAUGUCUAAUGACCCAACUGAAAUAUCUUUCCUUUUUUUAA